This is a messenger RNA of Pungitius pungitius (ninespine stickleback), 8487 nucleotides long. RefSeq names its product adducin 3 (gamma) b (gene add3b). Gene Ontology annotation, cellular component: plasma membrane; cytoskeleton; postsynaptic density. Gene Ontology annotation, biological process: barbed-end actin filament capping. Lineage: Eukaryota; Metazoa; Chordata; Actinopteri; Perciformes; Gasterosteidae. The coding region runs from base 5107 to 7158 and encodes 683 amino acids. The record is from RefSeq and is a predicted model, not a curated record. The transcript has 15 exons. Gene Ontology annotation, molecular function: actin filament binding.
GAGCACAUAUGUUAUCUUGCAUGCUGUCUUUUUUUUGCAAUCCUGGGGGUUUGAAGCUACGGUGAGGGUUAUUUUCAAUGCGUUGUUUGCACAUAAAGGUUCGAUUUCCUGACAGUUUUUGUGAGACAGUUUACCAAAAUUGACAAUAUAUCAACACAGAGUGAUCAUGUGAUUUCUGUGCAUUACCUUUUCUUUCAACAUUAAGUUUUUUUUUUUUGCAGCAUACUCAAGCUCAAACAUUUAUUGUUGAACAAGUCUGUCUGCAGCUGGACCAUUAACUCCAGUUGCAGAGGCUUUAAACAGCUGGUUUCAAUUAGCGUCAGCCCUCGAAACACGAACAAGCAUUUGUUGACUUUAGAUGUGGGGCUCGGGCAGACACAGGAUUUCAUAAUGUGUGUGCCUGCUGAUGUGAUUUAUACAUAGUAAUAAAACAGAAAAGGCAGGUCGUGACCCAAGCCCUUUCAUCCGUGCAAUGGAUUGUUCCUGUUCACGUUUUUACAGUAUUCAUGAAAUGAAUUUUACGCUUGAUUACGUUUUACGACGUCGUCAGCUUGUCGCUCAGUGAACUUCAUAAUAAAUGGAAUUCUUUUACAGCACUAAAUUUGGAUACUUUCCCGUUUCCCAAUAAACAUCAGGUUUUUGCAUAAUGUUUUACAGCAUUCCUAAAUUAAAAAGCAACACUUCCCUUUCCCAAGGUGUCGGUUACAAGGUGACACAUACGAGGGAUCUUUUAACUCGACCACUACCUCGGCCUUGAGUCAAAGUGAACCGCUAACCACUAACCAUUAGCUCUCAAACAUGGAGGCCAUCCAAAGAAAACCACUAUAGGGACCACAGCCAGCUCCUCCACUUAGGUAAACAGUCUGUCUAUUUCCACACCACUGCAAUGUGUGCGUACGUAUGUGUAUAUGCGCGUGUGUCCCAAAGCUGUGAAGGCACCGAUCCAACUGUAACAAUGUAAAUUGUUUCAGGUUCAAAGUGGCCUCUGUUGUUGCCACCCACCCUGCUGUGGGAGUGUAGCAGGGCCAUUUUUAGCAAGUUGGGAUAUAUUCCGUAUAAAGAUGUCAAAAACAACGGCAUUGUUUUGUAGCAGAAAAAAAAGAAAGAGUCUGUGGUACAAGUUUUCUUUUCUCGCCAACCUCCCCGAUGCAAAAGCUUUAGCCCUAAUGUAAAUGUGUAUUUUAAUAUACAGCGUUCCUCGAAAACUAAAAUAGGCCAAGCAGCUACAUCCUCUCCGGAUUCCUGAUCUGCUCACUCGCAUUUGAUUAUUAUACCUGUUUAAAUAAUGCUCUAACAAGUGAUUUAAAUUAACCAAAUGUCCAUCAAGAAAGCCUCAUACGUCACAAACACCAAGUGAGCCACAUAAACAGACUUAAAAAGACUGUUUUGUUGUCCAAGUAACAGAGUCAAUGAAGAAUAGCAUAUACAACUAAAAAAUACAUCUGUGAGAAUUUAGGGAUUUGAAUGUGGUCUGCAAAGCUUUGAUCUAGUUCAGGUUUCUGAGGACAGACAAUGUGCAGCUGCUCUGUGUAGAUUACUGGUGAGAUUACUCAGCUACAACUAUUUAGAAACUGAUUUAAUCUUUACAGAUGAAUGUGUUGCCUUACGGCUCUAAACAAUCUGGCACUCGGGGGCGAUGGGUGAGGUUGAGUUGAUUUUAAAAAAAGGUGCCCAGCAGUGGUCAAAGUAUAAAUACCAGGAAGGGUCAUUGGAGAGCGGGCCAGCAAAUCACUGCGAGGUCGUUGGCCGAUAUUUCAAAGAUCUCUGUAGUUGAAAAGGAAACAGUUGUUGGUCUAAUCUUGAGAGCAAUCAAUACAGAAUGUCUAUUAUUGAUGGAGGACUACAAUGACCCUUUUCCUUAGUGCUAAUUACGAGAGGAAACUCGGGAGGCAGAAUGUUCUAUUCUCUCUUUGCAUUGCAUUUUUCAGAGAACAGCCUCUUGGCGUUAUUUGGCAGAUAUUCACUCUUCCGCUAAUCCAGCCUCAGACGAGAGACAGCGUAAGCACUGGUUACCAUGGAAACCAAUGCUGGGAACUGGUCUGAGACAAAGUUGUCAUUUCCCCCCCCUCUCCACAUCAAUUAUAAUUUAAAUGUCCAUCUGUUGCUCUGGAUGUUUUCAGCACACAGAGUGAGUGGUUCCCAACAUACGAUGAUGAUUGCUAUUCAGUCAUUGUUCCCAAUGACAAAGAUUCACUGAAAGCAGGCCGUUCUUUGGUAACAUCUGCGGUGCCUGAGAGUACAGGCUGAAUUUAGACGUCAUCCGCCAGCUCCAGGACAAAACUCUUGUUUCUUUUUCAUUCCACACACUUACAGUACAAAAAAAGUACUGUGAUAAAACAAAGUCAUUGUUGUGAUACCGAAUAAACCAAACACUAUCACUGUACGCCUGCCGAGGUGUGGCUCAGUACUCAUGUGUGACAUUGCAAAAUCCAUAAGAUGUCAGAGAGAAAAUGGGACAAUGAUUAGUGAAAAAAAUGAUCUAGGAAUAAGAUGUUUGAAGGUGGACUUCAUAAAUUGGUAAACAGAAAAAUGUCGCAAGUAGUACAACUCAACCAUUCAAUGUGACUUUUAAAGAGCUGGGGACAAAUUUGACUAAAUGACUCUGCAUGAUGUCAUUAUCAGCCUGGACUGUUUUGGAACAGUUUUCGCAGCCUGUGCUAAAAAAUGGGGUGUGAAAGACAUUUCCUGUUAACAGUCAACGUGGGUCUAAUGAAAGAAUGAAAUACACCAUUAAAUUGCAUGAUGGAAAAUAUAAGGAACAACGGGCGAAAAGUCACGAUAUCUGGAGCUCAACUGAAUAGUUUAUUUCACUUUUCUCUUUUUUAGAGGUUUAUUAAAUCGUUGUAAUAAAACAUGUACCUAAUAAAACAAUUCCCAAUUUGCAUUUAAAAUAACAAUUGCAUUUUUGUUAAAUAACUGAAUGAUCAAUUGCGUUUUCCUGAAUAUUCUGAGUGUCUACAUAUACCCCCCACUUAACACUUUUGGCUAUAUCAGGCAAGAUCUUUCAGCUUAUUCCAGUUCAGAAAAAACAAAAUACAGCACACACUCAAACCCGCGAGCAGCAGAGAUGAGACACUGCACUGUGGGAGAGAAUCUCACAAUGUGGCUCCCUGCAUCCCUCCGCUUUCAGUACAACAGGCCACUUCUUGCCACGGCGCCCGGAAUUUCAAACAAAAGUUCAACCACAACGUGGUGCUGAUCAUUAUUCUCUGCAUUGAUUUCUCAACCCCUGCAUCCGGGCAGCAUUUGCGUUGUGUGCAUGCCGGGGGUUUGUUUCCAGUAGAGUAGCAGGUUUGUGACAAGACAAAAGUCUGCUUUUAUCUGCGGACAUCGUUAUCCCGCGCAGUAAUCUGUGUGAAUGAGACGUCGACUAAUAACACCUGGCAUUUGGUCAAUGCUCGCAAGACAGACUGCCCUCGCUGAAAAGUUCAAAUAGUCAGCAAGAAUGCGGGGGCCGGCGGGUGGGAGGAUGUCGAGUGUGUGUUUAGUGUGUGUGUGCGCGUGUGUGUGUGUGAGGAGACAUUUAAGCUUGUACGUGGUUUCGGUGGGAGCGUUGCCAGAAACAGGGAGGGCAGGGUUUCAGAGUUUGAGGGUUCACACAGCUCUGGACUGAGGAAGUUCUGCUUUUCAUUACAUCAACCCAUAUGUCCACAUCGCUGCUCCGCCUGCCCCCGACUCCAUCGCCGCGGCGUCGUGAUGUCAAGUCAGCCUCUGCCUUUUCUCCUAAAAGCUGGAAAUGGACGUGUCUGACUGAAAAAAAGGUUAAUAACUCUGGCAGUAUUUUGUGCAUUUGAACAUUCGAGAGCUACAAUGCUCUCCGCAGAGAGAGAGAGAGAGCGGCCUGCGCGGCAGAGAGCCGCUGAGAAGUGGCGAGGGGGGCGGACAAAAGCUGCACGGCUUCAUAUUCGCUUUAAUCUUUUAUCUUAUUUCCAGCCAAACUAGAACUGCUUGAAGAAAAGCAGCGUUUUUCAGAAAAAGCCAAGCAGGAGGCCCCAUUAGUUGGUGUUGUUAUCGCUACAUUACCAUGAGAUGACCCUACGUGCUGUUAAGAGGACCUCUUGACAUCAUCUUUUUUGUGUGGACAAAUACGCUGUGACAGCUAUAAUUUGCUGUGUUGGACUAUUAGAAUCGUGUGUUUUAUGUAGUUGGCACAUGAAAACGUUUGUCCUACAGUCGAAAAAUGAAGGAAAGGGGGGGGGGGAUAAAAGAAUUGUGAAACAGUGUUGUGUUUCCUGGUGGAGAGAAACAUCUGUGUUUCAUUGCUUUUUUUUUUUAGAGCCAACAUCCCAUAUUCUGAAAAAAAACGUAGCCUCUUACUUUUUGUGCGAGGCACUUGUUGUGGCUUUGAAGUGCUCUAUUUUGUUACGACCGGGGGGCACACGGGAGCCUCUGUUGAAACGAGGUGGUAGAAGUUAACGAAUGGCACAUACCGAAAGGCCCGAAAAGAGAAAAUAAAUCACAAACUGUGUGGCUCAAAACUGUAGCGAUGCGUAGCACGUUCGUCGUGGGAAGGAGAAAAAAAAAACGGGGGAUAAGUUACUAGCAGAGAAAACACAGGCCACGGGGAAGCCACCGUGUUGUUGUAAAGAAGAGCCCCAAAGAGCUGCAGGCAGAUCCCGAGUGGCCAUUCCUUUGUCCCGCUGCAUACAUAAGGCCCGGUGGUGGGUGGAUAACUGAAGUCACAUGGUCACUUUUGCUUUUUUUUUUUCUCCCCACACCAACACACCCACACCCUCCUCCUCUUCCUCCUCCUCCUCUUCCUCCUCCUCCUCCUCCUCCUCCACGCAGCCACUCUUCUUCACUUCUCCUUCAUCCCGCUGCUCUCGCGCAGCACACCGCUCCGCCCGGACACUGCGCCACCAACCAAGUUGCGCUCAUUUUCUUUCUUUUUUUUUCUUCUUCUUCUUUCUCCCACCCUCCUCCAAACCUUCCGCACAAUGGUUUGUCGCGAGUCGGGAAUACCGUUCUUCUGAUUGUCCUGGAGCCUCUGCCGGAAAACUUCCGCUAAAAACCAACCCCCCCCCCCACCCCCCCUCAACGAACUGAGCGCUUUGUUUCAGAUCCCAGAGGAAUCAGAGGAAGAGUUGGAAGCUGCGCGGCGAAGACAUGAGCCUGGUGGACGUGAGACAGGCGGCGGGGUCCCUCACCCUGUCCCUGUCCAACAACGACCCCAAGGGGGGCCACUGCGACCCCGAGGGCCUCCGCAACAAGAGCAUGUCGCCCGACCUGAGGCAGGACUUCAACAUGAUGGAGCAAAAGAAGCGGGUCACGCAGAUCCUGCGGAGUCCAGUGUUUAAAGAUGAGUUGGAAGGCCUGAUCCAGGAUCAGAUGACGAAGGGCAACAACCCUACGGGCCUUCUGGCUCUGAGGCAGAUUGCUGACCUGGUCAUGGCCAGCACCUUGGGGGGCUCCGGCCCCCUCACUUCGCCCAUCAGCAUCGGGAUGGUGACUCCAGUCAACGACCUGUUUGGUAUCGAGUCCCCCUCCUUUGCCAAAGGGGAGAAACAGAGUCGCUGCAGACUGGCCAGCCUCUACAGGCUUGUUGACCUCUUCAGCUGGGCUCGUUUUACAAGCUCCUACAAUACUGUCCGUGUCAGUAAAGAGCAGGACCAUGUUCUUAUUAGUCCACGAGGUCUGUCUUUCACUGAGGUCACGGCAGCAAAUUUGGUAAAAGUAAACAUAAUUGGUGAGGUGGUGGAGCAGGGUUCCACGGAUCUGGGCAUCGACCUCUUCGGGUUUGCUCCUCAUGCCGCCAUCUACUCUAUGCGCCCAGACGUGAGAUGCAUCAUCCACAUACACACCCCGGCUACAGCUGCUGUGUCCUCGAUGAAAUGUGGAAUCCUGCCCAUUUCCCGGGAGGCUUUGCUUCUAGGAGACGUGAGCUGCUGCGGUUACCAUGGCAGCCUGGAUAAUAAAGAGGAGAAGGUGGAGUUUCAGAAGGCUCUGGGCCCUACUGCCAAGGUGAUGAUCCUGAGGAACCAUGGGCUGCUCGCUUUGGGAGAAACCGUAGAAGAGGCUUUUCACUACGUGUACCACUCUCAGCAAGCGUGUGAAAUCCAGGUGAACGCUCUGGGGUGUUCGGGCGGCGUGGAGAACCUCCUGCUCCUGGACAGAGAGAAGUUCAAACCCCCGACUCAGGGAGUGGCCGCUGCCGGCCUGGUAAUGGACAAUGAGGUCAAGUGGAAAGUGGGCGAGGCCGAGCUCGAGUCUCUGAUGAGGAUGCUGGACAACCUGGGAUACAGAACAGGCUACAGCUACCGACACCCCAUCAUCCGCGAAAAGCCCCGCUCUACCAACGACGUGGAGAUCCCUGCCACGGUGUCCGCUGUGUCCCCGGAGGACAGUGAGCUGGGUCUGCGGAGCCCCUUAAAGUUCAUGGCGCAGAAGCAGCAAAGAGAAAGGACCCGGUGGCUCAACUCGCCCAACAGCUACUUGAGGGUCAACGUUCCCGAGCGUUCGCCCAGCGGGGAGGUCAGCCCCAGGACCAAGACCACGUGGAUGAAGUCUCUGGAGCCAGGCAAUAACAUCGGCACACCAAUAAAGAUUGAGGACCCCAACCAGUUUGUCCCGCUCAACACUGAUCCCACCGAGGUUGUGGAUAAGAGAAAGCGGAUAAAAGAACAGCACAGAGGUGACCUGAUGACCGCUGGACCAAAAUCCCAGCUGCUAUCUGGCAUUGUCGUGGACACCAUAAAAGGCCCAGCUUUCAUCAUCGAGGACGAGGAGCAGACUCGCUCCCUCCCCCCCAACCCUUUCAAUGAGCUCACGGAGAGAGUGCUGGAGGAAUACAAGAGCCUGGUAGAAAGAAAGCAGCUAGGCCAAGAAGAAGACGACGAUGCCACCGACGCAGAAGAGAUGACCACAUUUGACGGCUCCACCAUCUCCCUUUCCCUCUCUCCCUUAAUGACCCCAACUAAACAAGACACCAUACUCAAUGGGAAAGACCACUUGGAGGAGACGGACGAGGAUCUGAGCGUCGACGUUUCCAAGCUGAGCCUCAGCACGUCGGAAACGCUCGACACCUCCAUUACGUCCAACGAGAAGGCGCCCGAGAGCCAGACCAAGUCCCCGGUGAAAAAGAAGAAGAAGUUCCGCGCGCCUUCCUUCUUGAAAAAAAGCAAGAAGAAGAAGGACGAGAAAGAAAAAACCGAGGCCUGAGGUCAUUCACUGUAAAAAGCCAGGUGUGUUUUGCCGUGAGGACGUCUGCGUCGCCUUGUUAAUUUCAAUCUCGUUGAAAGGAAGUGAAGUGCAGAAAAAGACAUUUAGUCAGAAAGUCUCCCGGGACCGGGUUGUUUUUAAAAGCCUUCUCUCAUUCACAGCCAUUAUUUCCUGUGAAAGUUUUUCCAAGACGUGCCAGCAAAAAGUAAUACGGAAGUUUCUUCCACACGAGAAUUUGUGAUUGACCACUCCCAAAGGGCUCAGUAUAAUCAAACUGCAUAUCUGUGGUUAUUACCCAUAUUUUAAUGGGAUUCAAAGGUUAGGGAAAAAAAUCUGAUUGUGUUCUUGUGUUUUCUGUUGUUUUUUUCUUCUUCUCCUUUUGCACAAGUGCAUUGCUGAAUGUAUACUGAAGACUCAAAUUUAACAAUCACACUAGUUGUGUGCGUGACAGUGACUGAACACGCUACGAUUAUACAACGUUCAGCCUCGUAAGAAGUACGAACACAUUCAUAGCUGUACUACCUUGUAAUAAUAAAUGUUGGUUUAUAUUUUAGGUAUUACAAUAUAGUGUUUGAUAGUUACAGGAAUGAUUUGGCAGUCUUUUACUUAUAUACUAACUCUUAUACUAAACAUGCUGUGAUGGAUGAUUCAGUAAUAAUUCUUCGCAGUCAGUGGUAUCGUUGAAAUGGUUGCUGCUUUAUUGUGACUGUGACUAACAGAAAGAGCCCCGCUAAGUGAUGAUUGUGGCAUAGUGGUGUUUGACGAGAGACACAUUUUGGUCGGUGGAUGGUUGAUGGAAACUCCUUCCCCUUCACGGCCGCUGUUAGCGUUUGACACAAAGUGUAUUAGAGGACCUCGCGUGUAUUGACAUCCCAGUCUAUAAUGUGAAUGAUUUGUUUUUGACCCGAAGGGAGUGAACUCUUUGCCUUGUGUAAAUAGUUUUGUUUCUGUGAAGUUCUUUUGCUACGCUAAACCAAACGUUAGGCGAUGAAAUGUGACAGUACAAUCUAUUAACUAUAUUUUAACAUGUAUUUUAAUCAUUUUAGUUCCACUCGGUGAGGCUCCGUGCAUAGUGUUCACGAGCUGUUUUACUCCUGUUCUUUGUGCGCUCAGUGCUGUUACCUUCCUGCAUUGUUUCCUCCAUGGUGCUUUACAUUAGUCUCCUCCCCCCCCCUCAAAGUCAGUCCUUUGAAAAAUGCCUUCCGCCUGGUGUAAUGAAAUCUCAGAUGUUUCAUGUUCAUGUCAUGUUUUAAUGUCCUUUUGCUUAUUGAGUAAAAAGCAUGUGAUGUCAUCAUUCCUGAUACUCAAAUACAGUUACCUUUUCAUUUA